Molecule: messenger RNA, 3715 nt
Organism: Limulus polyphemus (Atlantic horseshoe crab)
Lineage: Eukaryota; Metazoa; Arthropoda; Merostomata; Xiphosura; Limulidae
Product: hemocyte protein-glutamine gamma-glutamyltransferase
Exons: 15
Coding region: 106-2418 (770 amino acids)
Biological process (GO): peptide cross-linking
Molecular function (GO): protein-glutamine gamma-glutamyltransferase activity
Source: RefSeq, a predicted model, not a curated record
GUAUCAAGGUAGAGGUUAUUCGCCAUAAGACUCGGUUUCUCGACUUGGACGAAAGACGUGUGUACCGGACGAGCAAGUUGUUUAGGUUAACAAGAACAAAGAACCAUGUAUGGUUACGGAAGAACACGUGGUAGCACGGGUACCAUGCCCGGUAAUAUGAUUACCAGUAAUGGUAGAAGUUCUCCUAGGUAUAGCUCGGAACGGUACAAUGACUACAUGCGAGAUCUCUUGGAGAAAAUGCGAGAGGAGUACGAGAGGAGGCGACUGGAAAGACUGGGACUUGACCGACUUGACGGUGGUCCAUCAGCAAUAGAAGUGGACACCGUGGAAUUUUAUCCAAGGGAUAAUGCUCGCGAACACAACACUUUCAUGUAUGAUCUUGUGGAAGGUGUCAAGCCUGCCCUGAUUCUUCGUCGUGGUCAGCCUUUUUACUUAGCAAUUCGAUUUAAAAGAAACUACAAUCCACAGCAAGACCGUCUGAAGCUGGAAAUUGGUUUUGGGCCACAACCACUAAUUACUAAAGGCACUUUGGUAAUGUUGCCUGUCUCUGGCAGCGACUCCUUUACUAAGGAUAAAGCCCAAUGGGACGUUCGACUACACCACCACGAUGGCGCUGUGAUCACUCUUCAAAUACAGAUUCCUGCUACUGUUGCAGUUGGAGUUUGGAAAAUGAAAGUUAUUACCCAGUUGAUUUCCAGAGGCCAACCAAAUUUGUCUCCAGUCACUCACGAAUGCAAAGAUAAUUUAUAUGUACUGUUUAAUCCAUGGUGUAAAGAGGAUUCAGUGUACAUGGAAGACGAACUAAAGAGAAAGGAAUAUGUUCUGAAUGAUGUCGGAAAGAUUUUCACUGGUUCCUUCAAACAACCGGUUGGACGACGCUGGAUUUUUGGACAGUUUACAGAUUCAGUGCUUCCAGCCUGUAUGUUGAUCCUGGAACGUUCUGGACUUGACUACACGGCUAGGUCGAACCCAAUUAAAGUAGUCCGAGCUAUAUCUGCGAUGAUAAACAACAUAGACGACAAAGGGGUACUAGAAGGAAGAUGGCAAGAGCCUUAUGACGAUGGUGUUGCACCUUGGAUGUGGACUGGAAGUUCUGCCAUCUUGGAACAAUACCUGAAAACUGGAGGAGUUCCAGUGAAAUAUGGACAGUGUUGGGUGUUUGCUGGAGUAUCAAACACUGUGUCUCGAGCCUUGGGCCUACCCAGCAGGACUGUGACCAACUAUGAGUCAGCCCAUGACACAGAUGAUACCUUGACCAUCGACAAAUGGUUUGACAAAAACGGGGAUAAAAUUGAUGAUGCCACGAGUGAUUCAAUUUGGAAUUUCCAUGUUUGGAAUGACUGCUGGAUGGCGAGACCUGAUUUACCUACAGGAUAUGGAGGAUGGCAAGCAUUUGAUGCUACACCACAAGAAACCAGUGAAGGCGUGUAUCAGACAGGACCUGCUUCGUUACUAGCUAUUCAAAGAGGAGAAAUAGGUUAUAUGUAUGACUCCCCUUUUGUGUUUUCCGAAGUCAACGCAGACAUUGUACAUUGGCAAGAAGAUGAUACUAGUGAGAUAGGCUGGAAAAAGCUCAAAAGCGACCGCUAUCAAGUGGGACGUCUUAUUCUCACCAAGAAAAUUGGGGUAGAUGAUGACAUUGGAGAUACUGAUGCAGAAGAUAUCACGGCCCAAUAUAAAAACAAAGAGGGAACUUACGAAGAACGAAUGGCUGUGCUGAACGCAGCCAGAAACACCGGUUUCAAUUACGCGUACGAUCUUCCAUCUCCAGAGAAAGAAGAUGUUUCUUUUGUCCUAUUGGACAUCGAGAAGGUGAUGAUUGGUCAACCUUUUCACGUGACUGUGAACGUCCAAAACAAAAGCAGCGAGACGAGAACAGUGUCGGCUGUCCUCUCAGCCAGCAGUGUUUACUACACAGGAAUAACGGCGAGAAAAAUUAAACGGGAAAAUGGAAACUUCUCUCUCCAACCUCAUCAAAAGGAAAUUUUAUCUAUCAAGGUGUCUCCAGAUGAAUAUCUGGACAAACUGGUUGAUUACGCAAUGGUCAAGCUUUACGCUAUAGCCACGGUGAAGGAGACCCAACAGACGUGGUCAGAAGAAGACGAUUUCAUGGUUGAGAAGCCGAAUUUAGAACUGGAGAUUCGCGGAAAUCUCCAGGUGGGUACGUAUUUUGUACUUGCAAUCAGUUUGACCAACCCACUGAAACGUGUGCUGGACAACUGUUUCUUCACUAUCGAAGCUCCAGGGGUGACUGGACCGUUCCGGGCUAAGUACAGGGAUAUUCAACCUGGAGAAGUUGCCGUCCACACAGUGCGGCUCAUCCCUCAAAAACCAGGCCCAAGAAAGAUCGUCGCUACCUUCAGUAGCCGGCAGCUGAUACAGAUAGUUGGAUCUAAGCAAGUCGAAGUGCUAGGCUAGGACUGAUCUGCGAGUCGAAAGUCGCUUUCUUUCAUGUUAAAUAUUAUGUUCAAUUGUUUCUUGUAGAACUUAGUAACAACUAGUGUAGACGGUCAUUUUAUAUAUAUUAAAUUUUCUUUUUUAAUUAUCUAAUGUCCAGCUACUUUCACGAUUAGAAAUUUAAGUAUUAAUAAUCAAACCCGAUGAUAGCACAACGAUAUUAAUAGCAUGUAGUUUCUCCUUUGAAUAUCAUUUAACGUAACCCAUUAAUUCGUAUUCUUUUAUAUGUCUAUGAUAUUGGUUCGGUUUGUAUUUAAUUGUAUAUCUUUAAUAAAAUUUACAUUUAGUUAAGAAAAUAAAAUGAGGAUAGUAAGUAUUUAGCCAACUUCCUCUAUUUGGAUGAUCCAGUUUAAGAUCAAAUUGUUUGUCACAUUGCAUAAAAUUAAGUUUUUUUUUUUUAUUACUUCACGGGCAGUUAAUAUAAAUCUUUAUGUUCUUUGUAUUUUUUACUAAAGUGUAAGUUAAGUUUUACAAUAUAAACCAUUUCCAAUCUCAUUUAAGAUUCGAAACUAACGUUGUGAUAUUAACAUUUGCUAUUAAAGAAUAUAAAUACUUAAUUCUUUCCCAAGCAAAGUUGAAAUUAAUUAUUAGUCGGUAUAUAAACGUCUUUCAAAACAAAAUAUUUUUACCUUUAUUGUUCAUUAAAACGUUGAUUUCUACUUAUUGUAUUUUAUGGGGGGGGGGGGAUACGGAAAGUUGGAUUGUGCAUUACUAAUUGAGUUGAUUGGGUGCUUAUGUCAGUUACGUGUCAACAAUCAUGUUUAAGUAUACAUAUAUUUCGUAAGGCAUUGUAUUUUAUGUAUCAUUGCAAUGAAUCAAUUAACUUUUAUAACAUGAUGGAACCUAUUACGUUAGAUCUGUUAAUAUAAUUUUUCCAAUUUCCUCAUAACAAACGGAUAGACGAACAAAGAUAUUUCCAGUUUGUUUUUUUUUCCAGUGAUAAAACGAUUUUAUUAUUAGUUUAUACUUCCUUAAAAAACAUUAAUGUAAUUGUUGUAUUUUUUAUAUUAUGUUUGAAGAAUUAUUUUGAUUUUAACAUAUUCCCUUGUACUAACUUUUGAAUUGGUGAACCAAUUAAAAUAUAAUAUAAACGCAUUGAUUGCAUUUUGAGGGCUAAACUCUCGAUUAUUUACGUAGGAUAUAAACUUGUUUGUCAUUGAUAUAUAUUGUAAUUAGAUUUAUUUCUUAAUUGUAUCCAUGCCCAUGCUAUGUGUAUGAAGUUCAUUUUUUGAACGAAAUAAAAUUAUUAUAUUCUUCA